Messenger RNA from Prunus mume (Japanese apricot), 690 nucleotides. NCBI's taxonomy places the organism in Eukaryota, Viridiplantae, Streptophyta, Magnoliopsida, Rosales, Rosaceae. The record is from RefSeq and is a predicted model, not a curated record.
AUGGCUAAGAUUAAGAUUCCCAAGAGUGAGAUCGCAGACAAUAAUAUUACUAGUGAUGGAAAAAAGGGAAGCAAAGGUCGGAGAAGAAUUGAAAUCAAGAAAAUUGAAGAGAAGAACAAGCGUCACGUGACCUUCUCCAAGCGCAAAAAGGGUAUCUUCAACAAAGCCGCCGAGCUCAGCGUUUUGAGCGGUGCAGAGAUAGCGACGAUGGUCGUGUCCAGCAACGGCAAGGUGUUCUGCUUCGGCACACCCAACUACGACACGGUCAUCAACCGCUACCUUGGCCACCACACUGCCUCCUUGGCUGCAGCAGGUCAACUAGAUCAUGGUGCUUUGCUGCAUGGUAAGACAACGCGAAGUAGUAAUAAACAAGUUGAGAACUAUGUGGAAGCUACGAGGCACCUCGAGGCAGAGAAGAUAUCAUUCAAGGGGGAUGAGGCAGGAUUUUCUAUUCAAAUGUACCACAAUGGUGAAAUAAGAGGUAACUAUUAUGUGAAUGGGUCUGUAGAUUGGUUUGAUUAUUGUGAUAAGGAUAGAAUGUUAAUGACUGAGAUAGAUGUCAUGGUCAAGGAGUUAGGGCAUGAAGGUUUGAUUAAAAAUGUCAGCCAUUGGAUUGGAUUCGGAGAAGCAGAUCGGAGCGCUAAGGGCGUGACACGUGGCUUCUAUCCGUUGGACCCUGCACAGGGCUGA